UAAAUAUAUAUACGUACACAUUCUAACUUCUAUAUACUUUAUUCAAUCACAUAACUUCUAUCAAUUCCAUUAUCUUAUCUCAUCCUUCAACAACUCUUGAAAUAAUUAAUCAUCAACAUGAAUCACUUUAACAAUCAACAACAAGCCCCUGUAUCAUAUCCACCAGCAAGUGAGGCAUAUUCUUCAGCUCAAUAUGUAAGUGCCCCACCACCUAUGGGUUACCCUUCUAAGGAUGGUUCUGAAGGGUACCCUCAACAAAGGAUUCAAGACCAAACAACUAGCAGGGGUGAUGGUUUUUGGAAAGGAUGUUGUGCUGCUCUAUGUUGUUGUUGUGCUAUUGAUAUUUGCUUUUAAGUUAUGAUUGAAUUAUUAGGAUGUAGCUUAGAUUGUGCUUAUUGUUACCACAUAGUUUAUCCUUUUUGUUUUCUAUUGUAUUCUUUGUAGUUUGUAGAAAAAUAAGGAUUUUUUUUUCUUGAGAGAUUAUGUAUUUAUUUAUCCAUUGAUGGAUAUUACUUUGUUUCACUUGUAUUUGAUAUUUGAUACUUUAUACUUUAUGUA
Molecule: messenger RNA, 558 nt
Organism: Trifolium pratense (red clover)
Lineage: Eukaryota; Viridiplantae; Streptophyta; Magnoliopsida; Fabales; Fabaceae
Product: cysteine-rich and transmembrane domain-containing protein WIH1-like
Exons: 2
Coding region: 118-354 (78 amino acids)
Cellular component (GO): plasma membrane
Source: RefSeq, a predicted model, not a curated record